This is a messenger RNA of Liolophura sinensis, 3882 nucleotides long. Its product is annotated as tetratricopeptide repeat protein 5-like. Gene Ontology annotation, cellular component: Ski complex. The coding region runs from base 18 to 1355 and encodes 445 amino acids. Gene Ontology annotation, molecular function: protein binding. The transcript is spliced from 10 exons. Gene Ontology annotation, biological process: nuclear-transcribed mRNA catabolic process. Lineage: Eukaryota; Metazoa; Mollusca; Polyplacophora; Chitonida; Chitonidae. The record is from RefSeq and is a predicted model, not a curated record.
UCAAAACGAAAAACGGCAUGUCGAUGACAGGUUGCCAGGAGGGGAUGGCGAUGGGAGACGCGGAAAAAACACCUUUGGCUAAGGCUGAGGAUAUGGUGACUAAAUUGUAUGAGUUCAGAGAUUUGUAUUAUGACAAAUUUGGCCUGGACCGAGCAAGACUUAAAAAUGAAGAUGUCAAGUCAAGGAUGAGUGAAACUGUAGAAGCACUAGAUGUAUUGCAAGGUCAGAUAAGUAACAAGGCUAUUUUCCACAUGUUGAAGGGAAAGGCUUUGAAUGUCUUGCCAGCCUAUGAUGGUAAAGCGCAGGAAGCCUUGUCAAAAGCUGUGAAAUUAGACCCAAAGUUAGUUGAGGCCUGGAACAACCUUGGGGAGUGUUAUUGGAAAUGUGAAGACAUUGUGGCUGCCAAGAACUGCUUUACUGGAGCUCUGAAUUAUUCCAAAAACAAGGUGUCAUUACGUAACCUGUCAAUGGUGCUACGUCAGCUGAGUGGAUCCCCCACAGAGAGAGCUAAGCUGAUAGAGGAGAGUGUGGAGAAAGCUAAAGAGGCCGUACAGCUGGAUAUCAAAGAUGGGUCAUCAUGGGUUAUAUUGGGGAAUGCUCACCUGUCUAUGUUCUUUGCUGGAGGUCAGCAUCCCAAGUCUCUGAAACAGGCCCUCAGUGCUUAUGCACAAGCUGAAAAAGACCCAAUAUCUAGAAAUAACCCAGACCUUCAUUAUAACAGAUCUGUGAUGUACAAAUACCAGGAGGAAUAUCAGUUAGCCCUGGAAGGGUUUGCCAGAGCAGGCGCCCUCGACCCCAGCUGGCCAGAACCAGGCAACAUGGUAAAACAAGUGUUAGCCUACCUGCAGCAGGUGUCUGAUUUAAUCUCUACCAAGGGUAAAAUGAAGGCAAAGCGCCUACAGAGCCUAUGUCAGUCUAUAAGUGAAAGUGACCUGGGGCCAUAUGGUGGGGGCAGCUACACUAGCCCCAAGGGGAAGACCAUCAAACUGACCAAAGUACUGUUCUCCUCCCUACAGCCAGAGCUCAAUGCUGAGAAGGUUGUUGUUGGGAAAGUGGUCUGUACUGUAGCCUCAGAGGAUGUGGUGCCAUUCACUUUCUGUAUGGCAGAUGAGGCCGAGAUGUGCUUGUAUGUGUCAGUAUACAACAUGAUUCCUGGCUUUGGGGUGAAGAUCGGAGACUCAGUGGCUAUCCCAGAACCUUUCCUACAGGUUGUUUCUGUUCACCACAAAGACAAGGGGUUUCACUUCCAUGGCAUAAGAGUGGACUCUCCCGUUGUGUUGGUGAUAAAUGGCCUGAAGCAAGGACUGGACAAACAAGCCCCUAUGGUACUGGCUGUCAGUGCAGUCAGUGACUGAGGGAGUAGCAGUGUUCUGGUACCAUCAGUCACUAAAGGCAUAGCAGUGUUCUGGUAUCAUUGGUGACUAAGGGAGUAGGAGUGUUCUGGUGCCAUUGGUGACUGAAGGAGUAGGAGUGUUCUGGUGCCAUCAGUGACUGCAGGAGCAGCAGUGUUCUAAUUCCAUCAGUGGCCUAAGGAGUAGCAGUGUUCUGGUGCCAUCAGUGACUGCAGGAGCAGCAGUGUUCUAAUUCCAUCAGUGGCCUAAGGAGUAGCAGUGUUCUGGUGCCAUCAGUGACUGCAGGAGCAGCAGUGUUCUAAUUCCAUCAGUGGCCGAAGGAGUAGCAGUGUUCUGGUGCCAUCGGUGACUGCAGGAGCAGCAGUGUUCUAAUUCCAUCAGUGGCCAAAGGAGUAGCAGUGUUCUGGUGCCGUCAGUGACUGAAGAAGCAGCAUUGUUCUGGUACAUCAGUUACUGAAGGAAUAGCUGUUUUCUGGGGCCAUCUGUGACUCAAGGAGUAGCAGUGUUCUAGUUCCAUCAGUGACUGAAGGAGCAGUAGUGUUCUGAUACCAUAGGUCAGUGAUGGAGCAGCAGUGUUCUGGUACCAUCAGUUACUGAAGGAAUAGCUGUUUUCUGGGGCCAUCGGUGACUCAAGGAGUAGCAGUGUUCUGGUGCCAUCAGUGACUGAAGAAGCAGCAGUGUUCUGAUACCAUAGGUCACUGAUGGAGCAGCAGUGUUCUGGUACCAUAGGUCACUGAUGGAGCAGCAGUGUUCUGGUACCAUCAGUGGCUGAAAGAACAGCAAUAUUCUAGCACCAUCAGUCACUGAUGGACCAGCAGUGUUCUGGUACCUUCAGUGGCUGAAAGAACAGCAAUAUUCUAGCACCAUCAGUCACUGAUGGAGCAGCAGUGUUCUGGUACCAUCAGUGGCUGAAAGAACAGCAAUAUUCUAGCACCAUCAGUCACUGAUGGACCAGCAGUGUUCUGGUACCUUCAGUGGCUGAAAGAACAGCAAUAUUCUAGCACCAUCAGUCACUGAUGGAGCAGCAGUGCUCUGGUACCGUAGAUCACUGACGGAGAAGAAAUGUCCUGGUACCAUCAGGGGAUUCAGGAAUAACAAUGUGCGAAGCAUGGUGCUUAGUGCAAUCACACAUGGAAAUCAUUUCAUACCAGUCACAAAAUCAGUCGCACUAUAAACAACAAAGGAUAGAUACACUGUAUCACAUCAUACUGUUGUGAUGUACUACAUGCAUGACAUGUGUGAAUUUACUGUUGAAACUAUGCAUGUUUGGACUAACCUUUUAACGGGGUCUGUGUGAUAGGUCAUAUACAUUUAUCAGAGGAUGGACUCUUAACCUGUGGCAUAGACAUUACUUGUUGCAUACUUUUUGUUUUGGACAACAAAUAUAAAAUGUCAUUGGAAAAUGGAGUACAAGAGGACAAUCUGUUCAGUUGUAGGUAGCAUUCUGUCAGUCAUGUCACAGAACUGUAAGAAAGGCGUGGACAAAAUCUGUGUGGUUGGCCAGGAGUUUAAGUGGUAUGGAUGGGAAGAUUUAUUGUAGAGGACAGAUGGACUACGCCCCCUGAUCACAGCUCACAAAUAUUAUCAUACAUCUUAAGUUUAUAUUCUCUUCCAAAUUGAAAGAAGAGAAAAGAUGUAGCUUUUCUUGAUCAGCCAGGUGCCUGUUUUACUAAGCUUUUACCUGGCGUAAUUGUUAUGACAACAUAAAGUGAAGGUAUUCAUGUGCAUGACCAUGGUAAUGCACUUAGCAUAGUCUUGCGACAAUUUGUAAACCUCGACUAAACUAUGAGGAUAAUGAUUUGCUUGUCAGACAUCGGGCCAAGGGCAGUGGUUUGUUUUGGGCAUUAAUAAUAACGAAAAAGUUACUUUUUCUCUGCAUGCACGCAGAAUAUCAGCAUUUUUUUUUUCUGUCCAUUCAGGGUCGAUAUCAUCUUUGUAAUGUUAAGGUUGACAUGGUAAUUCUGUCGUAUGGUGUGGCGGCACUUUUAGUUCCAUCGUUGUCAGCUUGUGCUGGGAUGGAUAUCGUGUCCAUGUCACUGUUGGCGAGGUGUUUAAAUCUGUGAAUUCCAUUAAACUUCAGAGGAAAUUAUAUUAAGGUUUAAAAAUGAAAAGCUUUUUUGUAGUAGGUUAUAUUCUCUAUUAAGACAAAUUAUACUAUUUGUAGGUUUGUACAUAUUGUAAAUAUGUGUACAAAUUUUGUUUUUAUCUUUACUUCACAUUGUACUACAAUGUUCUGGAUUUCAUUACAUUUUCUUUCAGAAGAGAGGAAAUUUUUUGUUGCGUUUGCUUUGUCUCACUGCCAAUAUAGCACAUACAGUUUCUGUAUGAAGCCCAUCUGCUCAGUUCAUAAACCUUUAUUUUGUUCCACAAAGCCAUUUUAGCCAUGAAAACACUCACAAUGUGAAUGGACUUGUGUUCUUCACAAAGAACAGCUUUUCAGACAGUGAUGCAAGGUUUGACUGAAAUUUUGAUGGAAAAAUCAUACAACUUUUGGGUGUUUGUUUUAUUCUGAAAAAAAUGCUUAUUUAUA